AUGUUACUUGGAUUGAUACUGCUAUUCAUUCUAUUGAAAUGUUCCAUCUUCGAAUGCGCCACCUGCAUUGAUGAUCAAGGAAAUGCUGUGGAUUGGUUUAUUGGGUACAAAUUGCCGCAAAGUUUUGAAUACGUUUACCUUACUCCCACUGUCAGUGAGUGGCAAAAAUCGGAAUUUUUCAUAAACGAGGAUGGAAUGAUGAAAAACCUAUUUGAGGAAAUGCAUCGAUUAAAGAAUUCUAAGUAUACACUUUACGGAGUAUAUAAUGAUGAAAGACCUGGUAAUGUGAUGGUUGAAAACAAAUACACAUGGGGACAUCUAAAAGGUGCUUUUGCAUUCAACAAAUCAUCCGGGUUUUGGUUGAUUCACAGCAUUCCAAAACUGUCAGAAUCUUCGGAACAUUACCAGUACCCGGAUAGUGGGAAGAUCUAUGGACAACACAUGUUGUGCGUUACCCUAAAAUCGUCAUACAUGAAUAUUGAUCAAAGUUAUUACUUUUUCUUCAAUUUACGUAGAAAAGGUUUCCGUAAAGUGAAUUAUGAAUACAAUUUUCGCUUCACAAUUAUACUGUUUCUCUUGUGUUCUAUAACGCAGGUUGUUAACAUUCAAGAACUGCAAUUUAAGAGACUUUCACUGUCUUUCGGCAGUUAUAAAGACCAUGCAAAGUGGGCGUCCACUAUACCCAAAUCAGCUUCAAACGAGGAUAAGGAUAUGUGGAUCUGCUUAGGGGACAUAAAUCGUAUGUACUCACAGUUAUACCGUGGUGGAGGCACCAUGUGCCUGAAAAACGCAAAAAUAUGGAAAGCUUUUUCACAACUGAUAUCCUCAGUUGAGCCGAUCAAUCUAGAGAAAACUGCUGAUAAUUCAAAACUCAUAAUUAUCUUCAUCACGAUCACAGGCAAAGCAAAAAUAAAAAGCAAAACCAAGAGAAAAAUGUGA
Echinostoma caproni is the source of this 939-nucleotide messenger RNA. The record is from the annotation of a GenBank genome assembly. Lineage: Eukaryota; Metazoa; Platyhelminthes; Trematoda; Plagiorchiida; Echinostomatidae.